AUGGGAACAGAGUUAACAGACAUGAAAGAGAAAAUAGCACAACUGGAGCUGAAAGUAGUCAAGAGAGAAGAGGAGUUGACAGAGUUGAGAAAUAUGAAGAGAGAGAUGGAGGAGAUGAAGAGACAGAUAAAGGUGCUGCAGGAACUUGCUCGGCCAGUGGGAGAGAUUGCCAACACUUCAGAUCAAAACAGAAGACAAGACAACAACAGAGAUCAGCUCAACAAGACAAGACAACAUGGUGAUCAUUUUGUGGACAGACACCGCACAGAUCUGAUUCAGUGUGUGACUGCAGUGGACAGUGUGCUGGAUAAAUUGCUGAAGAAAAAAGUGAUCGAUCAUGAAAUAUACAAUAACAUUAAAGUAAAGAAGACAAGACAGGACCAGAUGAGGGAACUGUUGGCACAUGGUAACAUCAGAUGUUUAAAGAAGGGCAAAGACAUCCUUUACAAGACUCUGAGGGAGAUAGAUCCCUUCAUGGUGAAGGCAUUGGAGGAGAAGGAAAGCUCUGAUGAUAGUCAGUAACAUCUCACAUCCUCUAAUGCCUGUGCAGGCCAAGA
Molecule: messenger RNA, 557 nt
Organism: Engraulis encrasicolus (European anchovy)
Lineage: Eukaryota; Metazoa; Chordata; Actinopteri; Clupeiformes; Engraulidae
Product: apoptosis-associated speck-like protein containing a CARD
Exons: 2
Coding region: 1-522 (173 amino acids)
Biological process (GO): regulation of apoptotic process
Source: RefSeq, a predicted model, not a curated record